Messenger RNA from Microsporum canis CBS 113480, 330 nucleotides. RefSeq lists its product as uncharacterized. Bases 1 to 330 code for a protein of 109 amino acids. Lineage: Eukaryota; Fungi; Ascomycota; Eurotiomycetes; Onygenales; Arthrodermataceae. The record is from RefSeq and is a predicted model, not a curated record. The transcript has 3 exons.
AUGACGUUUGGCCAAAACUCAGCGGUCACGUGGAUCAGCGAGGCUCAAGUAGUUAAAAGAGAGAAGAAAAAACCAGGCAUUAUGGACAAGAUCCCGGACCAGAUGAAGGGUGCCCAGCAGCCCGGUGACGCCAAGAACACAGCCAAAAAGUUCACUGAUCAAGGCCAGAGCAAGGUCGAUGAGUUUAAGCAGAAGGGCCAGGAGGCUGCCCAGUCUGUCAAGGAUGCCGCAUCCAACGUCACAGGUAGUGUACCAGGCGGUUCGUUCUCCCACCGAAUCCGGUUCUGGUUUUUAUUUAGCCCCUUUAUCAGAUAUUGUUUCUUAGAAUGA